Paramuricea clavata is the source of this 2122-nucleotide messenger RNA. NCBI's taxonomy places the organism in Eukaryota, Metazoa, Cnidaria, Anthozoa, Malacalcyonacea, Plexauridae. The record is from the annotation of a GenBank genome assembly.
AUGUCUGUGGAUUGUUUAGGAAAGUAUGUUGAACGUCUUCGUGGUGCUGAAAAGAAGAUCGAGACAUUUCCAUGUCCUACAUGUCGUUCAGAGUUUACUCUCAAAUCAAACCAAGAUGUUGCUGAACUGCCAAGCAGUUAUUUCAUCAAGAAUAUGCUGGAAAUUAUGGCGAUUCAACAAAAAGCGAAAACAUCCACCGCAUGUUCCCGAUGCCAAGAUCCUGCCAUUAAUCACUGCGCAUCAUGCCAAAUAUUUAUGUGUAAGAAAUGUUCAGGGUUACAUGAUACCUGGCCUGCCAACAAAAACCAUAAUACAUUAUCCGUACAGGAACUGAGCAAUCCUGAAAGUCAGGUAAAAACGAGAAGCAAGCUUUAUUGCACGAAACACAAAGACGAAGUACUCAAAUACUAUUGUGAAACAUGCAAAGAACUUAGCUGUAUAGACUGCAUGGUGUUGAAUCAUCAAAAACAAAACCAUUCGUGUGUGGCAGUGAGUGAACUCACACAGAAGCAAGAGAAACAUUGCAAUCAAGCUGUAUAACACUUGAUGAGAAAGUAGCUGAAGGAAAGGAAGCGUUGAACAACAUUUGUGAGGUGAUGAAGUCGCUUGAAAAAAAUGCUAAAACUGUUAAAGAUCAAAUCCAAGAACAAAAGGAAAAUAUCUUGAAGAUUGUGGCAGAAAAACUUGACGAGAGAGCAAAGAAAAUGAAUGAGGAUGUGGACCAAGCUUAUGGUGAAUUACACAGUGAACUGAGCGAACAACAUGAUGAAAUGAAAGAUUAUCUUGAUAAAGUCCAAGCUUCAGUGUCCUUGCCAAGAAAUCUCCUAAAGAGAGGAAGUAUUGAAGAAAUUAUUUCAUCACAAAAAUUGAUUGAUGAGAAAAUCGAGAGAUUGAGAAAUGACCGGCCGGAGAAUUUUGCUGCAGUGAAUGAUGGUGGUAUUUGGUAUGUACCUGACGACAUUGGAAAUAUCAAUGUUGAUGAAAUUGUUGAUAAGUUGGGACAUGUGGAAGGUAUGUGCAAUUUAUGGUAUAUUACCGUCAAUACAUUAUACAGGUUCAGCACGCUUGAGUUAGAUAGUUUAUAAUAAUACUUUGUUCCUUUAGCAUGAUAAAAUUUGUCUAAAUAUCAUUUGUAUUUUGCUGUUUCAAUAACUUAUUUGUUCCGGUUUUCAGUUCAAAUCCAUUUGUUACAUUUGAUGGUACUUUCUCAAUUAUUUCAUCCGUAUUAAUAUUUUUGGAAGAUGUUACAGAAUACAGAUGUUGAAUAUCACUGUUCUUAGAUGUUUUCAAUAUGCGCCUAACGGAAAGUUUGCAUUGUAAAUAUAUAUCUGAAGCAGAGCAAAAGUCAAUCCCUAGAUAUGAUUUUGGCAGUUUUAGAUGAGUGAUAUUGCCACUAAUCGAGAUCUGUAACCAUUUUCGAAUAUACUUAUUAUUAAUAACAAGAAUAAGAACAAGAACAAGAACAAGAACAAGAACAAGAACAAGAACAAGAACAAGAACAAGAACAAGAACAAGAACAAGAAUAAGAAUAAUGGAAACUUUAUUUUGACAUAUUAUGUAUAUACAAUUAUAAAUCUCACUAUUUAAGGUAAUUUAUAAUUGACUACUUGAACUAUUAAUUAUUGAUAAACUAUAUUACAGGUAUAAAACUAAGAGAAAGCUCAUUCUUAAAUGUUCAUCAAGUCCGGAUCGGUCCAAUCCUUGUUUCUACAACAAAAUAUAUAGUACGUUGUUUUGAUGGCGAUGGACAUUAUUUUCUUAACACAAAAGUUCUGAUGUUUUUUAUUAAGACCAACUUCGUUCAACAUUUUCAUAAACGUGUUACAUUCUUUUGAGAAAACACCUAAGGCACUAAUAGACAAAUUAAUAAAUUUGACAGUUUUGUAAUGGUCUUUCUGCUGCGUAAUUAGAUCCUUGUAUCUUUCCCUUUUGCGAUCGACGUUGUUUUGGAGAUUGGAUUCAUAUCCGACAGAGAGUUCGAGUAUGUACAGACAAUCAUUUGAAAUCGAAAGAAGCAGGUCUGGGCGAUAAGUGUCACCGGUUAUUAUUGACGGGCUCUUGUAUCCAGGAAGGUCAACAAAUAGAGUGGAGUUGUGGUCAGGUUGGAAUAUUUUUGAGAUAA